AUGCCCUCCACCGACGUUGCCUCCUUUGUCAAUCACCUCCGCUCGUCCAAGCGAAUCUGUGCACUUCUCGGUGCUGGUCUUUCUGCUUCUAGUGGUCUUCCCACAUUCCGGGGUGCUGGUGGUCUGUGGCGUACUUAUGAUGCCACCGACUUGGCAACUCCUGAGGCCUUUCAGAGUGAUCCUGCCUUAUCAUGGCAAUUCUACAGCUACAGGAGGCACAUGGCCCUGAAUGCCAAACCCAACAGAGCCCAUCUGGCCCUUGCAGAAUUGGCACGUCGCAAUCCCCAAUUCAUUACCCUCAGUCAAAACGUUGAUGGUCUCAGUCCCCGUGCAGGCCAUCCUCCAGACCAACUCAAGCUCCUGCAUGGCAAUCUAUUUGACGUCAAGUGCUGGGACGAAUAUGGCUGCGGUUACCAUCGACAAAACGAUUUCAACGAUCCAAUCGUCCCUGCCUUGGCACUACCUGACGAUCCAGCCCAGGCUCCAGAUGCUCAAUUGAAAGAUGCUGUAAAGCAAAAGCAUGCCCUGCUCAAAGGCGCUGACAUCUCAGACAUUGCAAUCCCUAUACCUAAAAUUUCACGACAACAGCUCCCACAAUGCCCCCAGUGCAACAAGAAUCUUCUGCGUCCCGGGGUCGUGUGGUUUGGUGAGUCUCUGCCUCAGCAUGUGGUACAAAGUGUCUCAGCCUGGUUCGACCAGCCUGACAAGGUCGAUCUUAUCCUCGUGAUUGGUACGAGUUCCAAGGUAUACCCGGCAGCAGGUUAUACCCAGGUUGCGAGGCAAAAAGGCGCGCGUGUCGCAGUCAUCAACAUGGACCCGGCUGAUGCUACUUCUCUGACGAAUCAAGACUGGCUUUUCCAAGGCGACGCAGCAGUCAUUGUCCCUGACCUUCUCAAAAGCGUCAUAGGAGAAACUGCGGAAUAUGAUGACAAUUUCGCCGCCUCCUUGUAG
Messenger RNA from Exophiala mesophila, 951 nucleotides. RefSeq lists its product as uncharacterized. Lineage: Eukaryota; Fungi; Ascomycota; Eurotiomycetes; Chaetothyriales; Herpotrichiellaceae. The transcript has a single exon. Gene Ontology annotation, molecular function: NAD+ binding; protein-malonyllysine demalonylase activity; protein-succinyllysine desuccinylase activity. The coding region runs from base 1 to 951 and encodes 316 amino acids. The record is from RefSeq and is a predicted model, not a curated record.